ACUCGUAUUGCGGGAUAUGGGUUUCGAGUGUCAUAGAAUAUAGAUACAAAUAUUUAAAAAAUUCUGAAUAUCCAACUCAUAGCCCUCCCUACUUGAUAUACAAGUCAGUAUUUUUUAAUAUAAAUACAACCCUUUACAAAAAAGAAACGCACACGUAUAAAUCGAUCUUUAUAUAAAUUUGAUGAAACUAAAACUAUUUACGUGUAAUCUUAUAAAAAUUACUAUUCACUUAAAUAAUUGUGGCCUUUGACCGCAAUCUUUCAAACAAUCCUUCAAAGAUUUAUUACCGUGUCGAAAACGUCGGCAAGCACGUCACGAUACCCUAUAAAAGCAUCUCCUUCGACGUCACAAUUUUCUCUUCGAGAAUUCCGUUUACCUUCUUUAUAUUCGCUGAUUCCUUUUGUUCAAUUUCCGGGGUUUUCGGUGACUUUUUUCUUUUUUGUGUUCGAUUGUUGUAUGAGUUGGAAUCGAUUGUCAGCGAGAAUGGCGGAUGGAAUCGGUAAGAACGGCCUCGGAUCUUCCACCGCCGCUGCCGCCGGAGCGACGGAUUCUUCAACGGCGGCUAGAUCGAGAUGGAAGCUGCUGUGGCCAACUGCUCUGCGGUGGAUCCCUACCUCCACCGACCAUAUCAUCGCCGCCGAGAAGCGCCUCCUCUCCGUCAUCAAGACGUCGUAUGUUCAAGAGCAAGUCAACAUUGGUACAGGCCCACCUGGGUCCAAAAUCAAGUGGUUUCGUUCUACGAGCAAUGACCCGCGGUUCAUCAACACAGUUACCUUUGAUGCCAAGGAAGGUUCUCCAACACUUGUGAUGGUUCAUGGAUAUGGUGCAUCUCAAGGGUUUUUCUUCCGGAAUUUUGCUGCACUUGCCAGCCGUUUUAGGGUUAUAGCUAUCGAUCAGCUUGGUUGGGGCGGAUCAAGUAGGCCUGACUUCACAUGCAAAAGCACCGAAGAAACUGAGGCAUGGUUUAUUGAUUCCUUUGAGGCGUGGCGUAAAGCUAAAAAUCUCAGCAACUUUAUACUCUUAGGACAUUCUUUUGGGGGGUAUGUCGCCGCCAAAUAUGCACUUAAGCAUCCUGAGCAUGUUCAACACUUAAUAUUGGUGGGACCUGCUGGUUUUUCAUCAGAAUCAGAUGCCUCCGAGCGGCUUACUAAAUUUAGAGCAUCGUGGAAGGGAUCGAUUCUUAACCAUUUAUGGGAGUCUAAUUUCACUCCUCAGAAGCUGGUUAGGGGAUUAGGUCCUUGGGGCCCAGGUCUUGUACAUCGGUAUACAAGUGCAAGAUUCGGUUCAUAUUCGGUGGGAACCAUCUUGACAGAUGAGGAGACCAGAUUGCUAACCCAUUAUGUCUAUCAUACAUUGGCUGCGAAGGCAAGCGGAGAACUGUGUUUGAAGUACAUCUUCUCCUUCGGAGCAUUUGCUCGGAUGCCUCUUUUAAAAAGUGCAUCUGACUGGAAAGUGCCCACAACUUUUAUUUAUGGAUUCGAAGAUUGGAUGAACUAUCAAGGUGCAAUGGAAGCUCGGAAACACAUGAAGGUCCCUUGCGAAAUCAUUCGAGUUCCGCAGGGUGGUCAUUUCGUGUUCAUAGACAACCCCACGGGGUUCCAUUCCGCUGUAUUAUAUGCUUGUCGUAGGUCCCUAUCUUCGGGCCAUGACCAUGAACCCAUCCCUGAGGGUCUUCAAUCGGUUUAGCCUCGAUAUGCUAUAUUUGUAUAUAAAUCCAUGUAUCCGAAAAUAAAGGAGAGGGCAUCAAAACCAACAUCCAUUUCAUCUGCUAACUUGUACUUGUCAUCACUCAUAUGAUAUUUAAAUACGUAUGUAGAUAUGUGUCUGCAUGAUUUGAUGUGAUGGUCUGUGUGAUUUAUAGAUUGUUUUUGGGAUAGAAGCAAAACAUAUUUCCAACCG
This is a messenger RNA of Tarenaya hassleriana, 1899 nucleotides long. RefSeq names its product 1-acylglycerol-3-phosphate O-acyltransferase-like. The coding region runs from base 457 to 1686 and encodes 409 amino acids. NCBI's taxonomy places the organism in Eukaryota, Viridiplantae, Streptophyta, Magnoliopsida, Brassicales, Cleomaceae. The record is from RefSeq and is a predicted model, not a curated record. Gene Ontology annotation, molecular function: A2-type glycerophospholipase activity. The transcript is spliced from 9 exons.